AUGAGAACUGUGACACUGUUUGGGUUUGGAAUUUCCAUUACCCUGCAAACAUUUUUGUCGUUUUCCCAUUGUUAUUUCUAUAGUAAAAAAAUAUCACAAUAUAUGUUUCUAUCUAUUUAAACCUUGUUCACGCACUGAAUUUAUGGGUUUUAGUAAUGGAAGCGCAAUUCCCGAUACUGUGUGCUUUUACGCCUUUGAAACCUGGUUCAGAAAAAUUCCAAAGAAUUCCUAUCACAACCAACGUCUUCAAACUUGGCCGCGGUCAGCACAACACAGUUGUUAUACCCUACAAAUGCCUCUCAAAAGACCACUGCUUAUUCAAGAAAGUAGAAGGAGGCUGGCUGUUAGAAAACUGUAGCUACUCCAGUAUCAAAGUUAAUGGUAAUAAGCUCUGUAAAGGCGAAACGCACAAACUUUGCGAUCAGGACAUUAUUAAGUUGGAAUCGUCAAAUGAAUUAGUUUACAAAUUCAUGUCAAAUACCAAAAGCUCAAAGUGUAAGAAACGCAAACUUGAUAAUGAAAUUGUACAAAAUGGUAAUAAUGUAAAGAAAUCUGAGUCAACAAGAAGUAUGCGAAGUGAUAUAAAUAAGAAUCUAAAUGAUAUGCAGAUGAAAUUGAAAGAGCAGAUAUUAUUGGAGCAGAGUAAAAGAGAGAAAGAGAUAUACGAUGACUAUGCUGUUCGUAUUGAGAAAGUGAAGGGCUCUAAGAAGAAUGUGAAGCAUCAGAAGGCUUUGCUUAAGAUGCGGAGAAAUGCACAGCUGGAACUUAAUAAAGUGAAAAUGGAGGAAAGGAUAGCUUCUGUGAUGGCACAACAAACAGAAUCAAAUGAAAACAAACAUUCCAAAGACAGGCCACACAACUACAAUGGACAAGGGGACCAAGUAACCAACAACCAAUCAGAAGCCAAGCGAGAGCAGGACAGGGCGCGUAUGAAAGAGAAGAGGGAGCUCAAGAAACUGCGCAGGGAAACUAGGCGGCUGAAGCUUGAGAAAGAGAAAAAGCUAAAGGAAUUAGAAAAACAAAAGCUACGCAGAGAGAAGGAAUUACAAAAUGAGCUGGACAAGUUGAACAAAAAGCUGGCGAAAGAGAGAGAGCUACACGAGAAAGAGAGGAGAAGAGCAGAGCAGCUGCUGAAUCAGAAGAAGGAAGAGCUUAAAAAGGUCUCCCCCAGCACCAGUUCCGAGUCGAAGCUAGACAUGGAGUCGGAGCUGCAGUGCAGCAUCUGCUCGGAGCUGUUCGUGCGCGCCACCACGCUGGGCUGUUCCCAUAGUUUCUGCCGCUACUGUAUCCGCAAGUGGACCGCCAACAAGAAGGAGUGCCCCAUCUGCCGAGCAGCCAUAACUUCGGAGUGCAGGAGUAUAGUGCUGGACUCGCUGGUCGACAAGAUGGCGGAGUCCGCGGACGACAAGAAGAGACGCCAGGAGCUGGUCAAAGCCAGGGAUGAACUGGAGGCCAAGGAGCCCACAACUACCGCCAAUCGUGGAGACCAAAACUACCUCUUCGACGCGAACUUUAUCCGUGAUUUCUUACGAGACUCUGAAUCUUCACUUGAGCCCGAUUUCGACAUGCUCGUUCCUAUGGACACAGAUUCAGAGCGUUCCGGCUUUGAUGAUUCUGAUGUGUUCUCUGGGAGAGACGAGAAUGGAGAAUCGGAGUAUGAUGAGCCCGAGAAUUAUGACGAGAAUUCGGAACACGAGAAUGAAGAGAACUAUGAAGUAUACUCAGAAGAGAGUGAUCGUGAUAAUGAGGAGAUUUACGAUGAAGCGCCGGAAAACGAGGAAGAAGAGCACGAGGGCAACUCGGAGAACGACGGCCAACAUGUCGAGAAUUAUGAUGAAGGCGAGAAUUCUCCGACAGACAACGAAGAUCACGACGAGAAUGAUCCGGAAUACAAUGAAGAUCAAGAGUCAGCGUCGGAGAAUUACGAUGAAGGAGAAACAGAGAUUUAUGAUGAAGGCGAGAAUUCAGGGGCGGAGAAUUAUGAUGAGGGAGAUAAUUCAUCACCGGAGAAUUAUGAUGAAGGCGAGAAUUCAGGGGCGGAGAAUUAUGAUGAGGGAGAUAAUUCAUCACCAGAUAAUUACGAUGAAGGUGAGAAUUCAGCGCCAGAGGAUUACGAUGAAGGCGAGAACUCCGCACCAGAGAAUUAUGAUGGUGACAAUACAGAACCAGAGAAUUGCGUUGAAGGUGAGAACUCGGGCCCUGAAAAUUCCGAUGAAGGUGAGAACUCGGGUCCUGAAAAUUACGAUGAAGGUGAUAAUUCAGCUCCGGAGAAUUAUGAUGAAGGCGAUUAUUCAGCGCCCGAGUACGACGGAGACUCGUAUACGGAUGAUGGCGGCGGCGAUGAUGAUGAUUAUUAUUAAUAAAGAUAUCACACACAAGAGGCAAUGUCACGGACUCCGGAUACCGAAUUUCUUUAGAACCAUUUUUGUGAUGAUGUGAAUACUCGUAUGAGUUGUGUGAUGUUUCUAUGAAACUCGCUUUUAGCCCGUUUCAUAAAUCCACACUCGUAGUUUAAUGCCUUUCUUUAUGUAUCAGUCACAUUAAACCUAUUAUUAAUAUGUUGUUUUAAUAUAGUGUUUUGUUUAGAAGGGUCACAAACUAUUUUAAAAAUUAAACGUAGGGUCAUAACUGUGGUUGAUAUUCACAAAAUUGAGUCAAAAUAUUUUCAACAAUGUUAAUAUCCAGUGAGGAAAAUGAGGACUAAGUUUGUAUGAAAAUUUUGCAAAGGUCCUCCAAUGUUAUUUUUAACAAGCAUUUAAUUAACUUGCAAUGUAACUAUGUAUGUUUGUACGGGUCAAAUAUUGCAAGAUAAAUUUGACCCACUUCCCGGUUUCCGAUGAAGCUGAAAAUUUGCAUACAUAUGUAAGUCGGGUGACAAUGCAAUAUUAUGGUACCAUCGAGCUGAUCUGACGAUGAAGACAGGAGGUGGCCAUAAGAACUCUGAUAAAAAAUCAACCUAAUUGUACGAGGGCGACGAGGGACAGUAUAAUAAAUAAAUAAAUAAAAAUAUUUAUUCUAUAGAAUCGCCAAAUAACCAGGGCAUGCACGGCAUGGUCUAUAUCGUGGUGAACCAGUUUCAAUUCGAGUAGGUAUCAGGGGGCCUACCGAGAAAAUCGAAAUUCGCAAAUCGCGAGGAUCUUUCUCUUUUACUCUCACUAAGACGUAAUUAGAGUGACAGAGAAAAAUUACGCAAUUGACGACUUCGAUUUUUGCGGUUAUAGCCCAGAAUUCAGUUACAAACUGGCUUGUCUUAUGAUAAUAAACUAAGUAACAAAGUGAAGAAGUUUGGCACCUAAAACUAAACGUUAACAAUAGGUACCUUAUAAAUAAAAACUAAUCUUAACUAAAGUAUAUGUUUGUUGCGUCAAGCGACGAUUGUGAUAAUUUUUGUGCGAGUUUGAAUUAUUAAAUGAUUUUGAUAUGUUA
This is a messenger RNA of Cydia pomonella (codling moth), 3426 nucleotides long. Its product is annotated as E3 ubiquitin-protein ligase rnf8-A-like. The record is from RefSeq and is a predicted model, not a curated record. Gene Ontology annotation, biological process: protein monoubiquitination; DNA damage tolerance. Bases 156 to 2360 code for a protein of 734 amino acids. The transcript has 10 exons. Gene Ontology annotation, molecular function: single-stranded DNA binding; metal ion binding; ubiquitin protein ligase activity. Lineage: Eukaryota; Metazoa; Arthropoda; Insecta; Lepidoptera; Tortricidae.